GCUGCGCGGCGCCUCCGGACGCCUCCGGCCUCACGCUGGCCCGGGUGGCGCUGCUCGUCUACCCCGUGCUCGUUCCUUCAGCUGGGAGUUCAGGAUGUUUCCAGCAGAGCCUUUCCCACACUCUGAUCCACACCGCGCUCUCCCUCUUCUCAUCGAGACCCACAGAUUCACACCUAAUCCCACAUGCUUCUGAAUAUGUUCAGUUUCUUCUGCCUCCCUGGCUGGAUCAUAAGCUAUUUGGGACCCCCAGGUUUCCCUAGAUGCCAGAUCAACACUCCUUUUCCUUCCUGAAGAUCACCUGCGGGAACCUUGGCGAUGGCAUCCCCGUCAGAGUCUGUCACGUUCAGGGAGUUCUGCCCUUUGUACUAUCUCCUCAAUGCCAUUCCCACGAAGAUCCAGAAGGGUUUCCGCUCCGUGGCGGUCUACCUGACGGCCCUGGACACCAGCGGGGACUACAUCGCCGUGGGCAGCAGCACCGGCAUGCUCUACCUGUACUGCCGCCACCUCAGCCGCAUGAAGAAAUACAACUUCGAGGGAAAAACAGAACCGAUCACAGUGGUGAAGUUGCUGAGCUGCUUCGAUGACCUGGUGGCUGCAGGCACCGCCUCUGGGAGGGUCGCAGUUUUCCAACUGGUGUCUUCAUUGCCUGGGAGAAAUAAACAGCUGCGGAGAUUUGACGUCACUGGUGUUCACAAGAACAGCAUCACCGCUCUGGCUUGGAGCCCCAACGGCAUGAAACUAUUCUCUGGAGACGACAAGGGGAAGAUUGUCUAUUCGUCUCUGGAUCUGGACCAGGGCGUCUGCAGCUCCCAGCUGGUGUUGGAGGAGCCGUCCUCCAUCGUGCAGCUGGACUACAGCCAGAAGGUGCUGCUCGUGUCGACUCUGCAGAGAAGCCUGCUCUUCCACACCGAGGAGCAGUCCGUCAGGCAGGUCGGAGCACAGCCGAGGAAGAGCACUGGGAAAUUUGGUGCUUGUUUUAUACCGGGACUUUGUAAGCAAAGCGAUCUAACCCUGUAUGCGUCGCGGCCAGGGCUCCGGCUGUGGAAGGCUGACGUCCACGGGACUGUUCAAGCAACGUUCAUCUUAAAAGAUGUCUUUGCUGGAGGAGUCAAGCCUUUUGAACUGUACCCGCGUCUGGAAUCCUCGGACAGGGGAAGUGGCAGCUUACCUGAGAAGCACCUGGGACUUGUUUCCUGUUUCUUCCAGGAGGGCUGGGUGUUGAGUUGGAAUGAAUAUAGUGUUUACCUUCUAGACACCAUCAACCAGGCCACCAUUGCUGGUUUGGAAGGAUCGGGAGAUAUCGUGUCUGUUUCCUGCACAGAAAAUGAAAUAUUUCUCUUAAAGGGAGAUAGGAACAUUAUAAGAAUUUCGAGCAGGCCAGAGGGACCAGCAUCCAUAGUGCGAGACGGUCUGGAGACACUGGGAUGCACAGAGCACGUCCACCUGCCGCCUGCAGAGAGGCCGUCGGGGGCCAUGGUCCCAGAGGCGAGGCUCAGAGGCGCGUCGGUCGCCAGCGAGCCGAGGAGCAGGAGCAGCUCACUCAACUCCACCGACAGCGGCUCCGGGCCCCAGGGAGCCCUGGAGCUGGGCAAGGGCGUCCAGCCCGCCUCUCAGAGGUUCAGUGUCAUCAGCUCGGAAGACUUCGACCAGGAGCUCAUUGUGAAGCCCCUGAAAGUAAGGAAGAAGAGGCGGAAGAGGGCAGAAGGUGGAAGCAGGAACACCUGGCACGAUUCCCUUGAGUCGACUCCCUGCUGUGAGUUUCCUGGUGACAGUCCCCAGUCCUUGAACACAGACCUGCAAUCCGUGACCUCGAGUUUGGGAAGUAUCGUGGAUCAGUUGAGCACAGAGUCUCCCGACUGGGAAAGCAACCUCAGUGGUGAGGUGGAAGGUGUCCUGCAGGAAAAUAACGACCCGGAGGCAUUUAGUGUGCUGGAGGUGCCUGAGCCCGCCCCUGACUCACUCAAUGGAGAAGACAGCAGUAGAACGGAAACCUCACGAUGGGACCGGGCCAGCGAGAUGGAGCUAUAUGGUGGGGUGUUGAAUUUACCGUUGCAGCCGAGGGAAGGCGUGGAAGGUGGCGAUGUCACAGAGACCAAGUGGGAGCCUUGUCCUGCAGAUGAUGGAUCCACUAGCCGACAGUCACCUUGCCAAGAACAGGACAGCUCUACUGAGGCCCAGGAGGUGGGGGGCUUGGAGCCUGAGGACCCUCAGAGCACACUGGCUGAAGCCCCUCUCCUGGACUUGCUCCCAGUGCCUUCCAGCCUCAGCUGGGCCCCCAGUGCUGAGAGCUGGCUGCUAGAGGCCAAAGAUGACAAAGGCGGCACUGAGGAGACCAGUGGAGAGCAGGGCCUCCUGACACACAUGGAGGCCCCUGGCCACCUCGGCUCAGAUCCCUGCCACACCGUCCCAGACGAUGACACAGGCCAGGAAGCAGUGGUUACUUCUGAAUGUGACUUGGGGAGUGUGGGCGGAAGGCUGAUUCCCCCGGGCUCUGCGUUGGCAGCCAGCACCCAUGAGCCUCGCCCUGAGCAUUCCUUACGGGAUCCGGUGCUGACGUCCAGCGACGAGGAGGACAUCUAUGCCCAGGGGCUGCCCUCUUCCUCCUCAGAGACGAGUGUGGCGGAGCUCGGAGGCAGCCGCUCCCUGCAAGACCUGAGCCAGCUGGCCGCCGAUGACACUGGGCUGCUGAAGUCAGAUCAGUUUGCAGAAAGCUGGAUGGGCUACUCCGGCCCCGGCUAUGGCAUUCUCAGCCUGGUGGUCUCCGAGAAGUACAUCUGGUGCCUGGAUUACAAAGGUGGCCUGUUCUGCAGUGCAUUGCCGGGCGCCGGGCUGCGCUGGCAGAAGUUUGAAGAUGCCGUCCAGCAGGUGGCAGUCUCACCCUCAGGAGCCCUUCUGUGGAAGAUUGAACAGAAGUCUAACCGGGCUUUUGCUUGCGGCAAAGUGACCAUCAAGGGCAAGCGGCACUGGUAUGAGGCGCUGCCCCAGGCCGUGUUUGUGGCGCUGAGCGAGGACACCGCCUGGGUCAUCAGGACUAAUGGAGACCUGUACCUGCAGACAGGUCUCAGUGUGGAUCGUCCCUGUGCCAGAGCCAUAAAGGUUGACUGCCCGUACCCGCUGUCCCAGGUGACAGCCCGAAACAGCGUGGUGUGGGCGCUGACGGAGCAGAGAGCCCUCCUGUACCGGGAGGGGGUGAGCAGCUUCUGCCCUGAAGGGGAACAGUGGAAGUGCGACAUCGUCAGUGAACGACAGGCUUUAGAACCCGUCUGUGUAACACUUGGGGACCAGCAGACCCUGUGGGCCCUGGACAUUCGCGGAAACCUGUGGUUCAGGACCGGUGUCGUUCCCAAGAAGCCCCAAGGCGAUGAUGACCACUGGUGGCAAGUGAGCAUCACAGACUACGUGGUGUUUGAUCAGUGCAGCCUAUUCCAGACCAUCAUGCACGCCACGCACUCGGUAGCUACAGCGGCCCAAGUGCCCGUGGAAAAGGUGGCAGAUAAGCUACGCAUGGCGUUUUGGUCUCAGCAGCUUCAGUGCCAGCCGAGCCUUCUGGGAGUCAACAACAGUGGCGUCUGGAUCUCCUCGGGCAAGAAUGAGCUCCACGUCGCCAAGGGCAGCCUCAUCGGCACUUACUGGAACAGUGUUGUUCCCCGGGGGACAGCUUCUGCAACAAAAUGGGCCUUUGUGUUGGCCUCCACUGCUCCCACAAAGGAAGGAAGCUCCCUGUGGUUGUGCCAGGGCAGCAAGGACCUGUACAGCAUCAGCACCCAGCACACACAGCCCCGCCCGUCCACGGUGCAGCUGCCUCCCGACACCGAGUUGAGGGCCUACGCCGCCUGCCAGGAUGCUCUGUGGGCGCUGGACAGCCUGGGCCAGGUGUUCAUCAGGACGCUGUCCGCGAGCUGCCCCACCGGCAUGCACUGGACGCGGCUGGACCUUUCCCAGCUAGGAGCUGUAAGACUGACGAGCUUGGCAUGUGGAAAUCAGCACGUGUGGGCCUGUGACUCCAGGGGAGGCGUGUACUUCCGCGUGGGGACCCAGCCCCUGAACCCCAACCUGAUGCUUCCGGCCUGGAUAGCGAUUGAGCCACCUGUCCAGCCUCCUGGGGUCACCUUGGUCAGUGUUCAUUCCAGCCCCAAUGACCAGAUGCUAUGGGCGCUGGACAGCAGGUGCAACGUGCAUGUCCGCGUUGGGAUCACUGAGGAGAUGCCGGUGGGGACCGACUGGGACCACGUGCCAGGGUUGCAGGCCUGCCAGUUGGCACUCAGCACCAGGACCGUGUGGGCCCGCUGCCCUGACGGCGACAUCGCCCGGCGCUACGGCAUCACCGACAAAAACCCUGCGGGAGACUACUGGAAGAAAAUUCCUGGGAGUGCAACAUGCCUCACAGUGACGGUGUCGGAUGAGCUGUGGGCAGUGGGCCCCCCCGGCUACCUCCUCCAGCGGCUGACCAGGACUUUCAGCCACUCACACGGUACCCAGAGCAAUCAGGCUGCCACCACCCACCCGGAGGACCUGGAGGACGAAUGGGAGGUCAUCUGAAGGAGCUGUGACAGCCGCUCAGGGGAGCCGAGCAUGCGGGGACAGUGGGUUCUGAACCGCUCACUCUGGGACAUGCCUGGUCAGCUCUUGUCCAGACCCGUCUGGCCUGCCAUGCUGGACGCCCCACACUUGCUGUCACCUGUAUUUGUUUCCGUCUCGUUCCAGAACCCACAACCUCAGCCGAGUGACUGGCGCCUUCCUGGCACAGCAGCGCCCCGAAUCCUGUGUGGUUGUCUCCACAUGGGGACAGUGGCUGCUCCCAGGUGCACAUGUUAUAGCUUCUCGUGUACUGCGGUCACUGACCCACUGUGGGGAUGCUGCAGAGAGCUGCCCAUGGGCAGGACGAGUCAGCCGGGUCAGGGGACACUCCUGUGAGCCAUCAUAGGCAGCCACGCUAGUCACCGGAGGUCAGUGCUCUCCAACCACUGAAUGUUCCCACGUGGCUUCCCCUCUGUCCCAGGGUCCUGCCACCUCCUCUAAGGGAUGCAGGUUCUAGCACAUUCCAAGCCAGAUGCCCAGAUGGGAAGCCAAGGCUGUGUUUGAGGGUGGGUGGUUGCUGGGCUGGGCCAGAAUGGAGACCACGCCUGCACCUGCCACAGCAUACCCAGGCCAGGGUGCUCACCACCUAGAAAACACCUUGCGGCCAGAACACUAAAGGCCAGUGGACAAAAACAGACCUGGCUGUGUGCGCACCCCAGGCAGGGAUGGCCAGGAAGCCAGGCAUGAGAAGGGCAGCUGUGCUGGCUACCUUAGUGUCUUUAGAGUGGUGUCCAGCUCAUGCUGCCAGUGGACGUUGUGAGACCGGAUGCGUCCUCAGGAUGAAUCUAAUUAUUGCCUUUUUGUUUGUACAUUACAAACCCACAUAAGAUACCUCAUUUGAAAUCAAAUGUUACAAAUUUAGAAGAGAAAUGUAUUUCCUGAAACCAGUGGCUGGCCCUUCAUUCCCUCCCAUGAUUACCCUGAGUCUACAGUCCUCAGCUGCAGCUUCCGACAGGUGGGUGUCACCCCUGUGUGUUCUCAACGUGUGGGGCAUCCUGGAACCUGGACUGGCUCCCGUGGCAGCCAGCACUAUCAGCUGGCAUUUGGGUUGACCCCCCAGAAGGUAGAAGCUGGUGCCUGCUCUGGUCAGUUGCUGUGGCCACACCAUACGUCAGUCCCUGCGGUCAGCCUGCAGUGCUGUCACCUCGCUGGCAUCGGAGCUGUAGAACUAGGCCGCCCACCCUGAGCCCCACCUGGCCCUCCUGAACCAUGGCUGCACUGCAGGACUCGGCCUCCUGCUGUUUGUAACCUGCCUGUGGCCCAGGGCCCGUCCUUUGAGGCCUGUUUUCUAAUAAACUGUGUCCAGCCCCCAGGCCACAGGUGAAGAGCCAUCAGGUGUGGCCUCAGAUGGGACCAGCUGGCUGUGAAGAGGGUCUUCCAGGCCUAGAUGAGGACAGGAUGCUGGCCCAGACCCUACUCUACACUUCACUUCUAUAGAACCUUCUCUUGAAGUUUGUUGGCAGCAGAGGCUGCCCAGUGGCUGCGGCUCCUGGGCUGUGAGUGUGACACUUUGCCCGCUCCUGGGAUGGAUGGCAGGGCAGUCCCGGACCCACGGACCUCAGUGCAGUUACACUCAAGUCUCGCUCAAUGUGCUUAAACGCUUUCAGCUCCAGUGCUGUGCACGGUUUCCUCCUAGUCUCUCAGUUGUACUUUGAGACAGUGCAAUAAACUAGACUUUCCAAGCCCGGUCACGUCUGAUGUCUAAGCUAUGACGAGGUGCCCUCAGCAGACAUAUGUGGAGGCUGGUGUCCUGCCUGUGCUGGGAAGACCCUGCCCACUAGCCUCACUGCCCGAGACUGUGGUGGACAUGACCUCGUGACCCGCUCCAUGUUUACAUACGCGCUGGUCUACCCAGGGUGGCGGUCCUGUGGCAGUGGUCACCCCACAGGCAGAUGGCCACCCUGGUGGCCCAAGGUGGAGUACAGGGCCAUCUGCUCAUGGAGGCCCAUAGAGGCCAGGCACCGCUGACAGGCGUCGGAGGGGCUCGAGCCCCUGGGGCUAGAUCUCCAUCCAAGAAACAAAACCAAGUAUCCGAAGUGCCCUGUGGAACCCACCAUGCAGAGAAGGACCAUGUCCAUGACAGCAGGACCCUGUGCCAGGAGCGGCUGGAUGAGACAGGUCUCACUUGUGGCAGGAAGCACCGAGCUGCCCAGAGACGUCCAGGAAGAUGGAAUCAAGGAGAGUGUUUGACGUUCCUGAUGGAAGAGUAACCACCGCAGAGACACCGUCCUCUCCACACGAAUGUGUGGGUUUCACUCAAUGUCAGAAUCCCCUCAGGGAUUUGUAUGGGGGGGCAGGGAGGAAUUCCAAAAAUAAUGUUGGUCCCACAAACACCCCUUGACAGUGCCGGACGUGCUCCUAGCACUCACUCAGCCUCUAGUCCUCACUAGGCCCUGGGGGAUAAUACCGUUUGUCCCAGAGAGACUCAGAGGUCACGGAACUUGCUCAAGGCAAUGCGGGGAUCUGGGAUCAGAACCGAGCUCUGGAGCUCCAGGCCUGAGCAGCCUGAUGCCCUGGCUGUCCCAGGAAGAGGUUGGGGACAGAGGCCAGUGUGGCUGGGAGGCGGGGACAUCAAGCAGCCAAGCAAGGAGGCAUUGGAACUGAGGGGACAGAAGCGUGACCACAACCCACGUGCCACUGCUCAGUGAUUUGCACAAAACAAAGCUGCACCGGAUUGAAACGGUGCCUGAUUCUAGAUGGCGAGGGUUUUCAAACUCAGUGGUAGGAGAAGCCACAGAGGAAAACAGACGUGACUUCAAAGUGUAAAAAUGUGCAAAUUAAAACCCCCACAUAGAACUGAAAGAGGAAAUAAUUGCAACAAAUGGGACGUUGUACGUGCACCCCCAGCACAGUUCCCAGGAGGAAGGCGGAGGCGGCGCAGGGCCCGGAGCAGGGGCAGUGGAUGGGGUGGCCCCUGGCAGCCCAGCAGCAGCCUCGAAACCUCCAACCCCAGGAUUCCGCCCUGGGCGCCCGUCCUCGAGAGCAAACCCUGAGUCGGCUGCAGCCUAGCACAGCACGGCCUGUCUGACUGUGACACUACAACACCCCGGGGCACGUCCCUCGCGAGCAGGCCGCCAGUGUCACCUGACUGCUGUAUGGACGUUGGAUUUCUGGGGUUUAGCAGCAAGUGUGGCUCUGGAGGAGGUCGGAGAAGGCGGAGGGGGUGACACAGGUGCACGCACCCCUCUCUUACCUGGGUGGGUUUGAAACUUGUCCUAAUUCCAGGGGCACACAAGGCACAGAAUCAACAAGCUCACCACACAAGCCGCUGGCCACAGUGGUUGCCUGGAGUACAUACCUUUUUUGUAUCUCUUGGAUUUUGAGCCAUGCAAAUGUAUUAUUUAUUCCCAAAGUAAAUAAAAUUUGCAUUUUAAAACCUCA
Molecule: messenger RNA, 7959 nt
Organism: Miniopterus natalensis
Lineage: Eukaryota; Metazoa; Chordata; Mammalia; Chiroptera; Miniopteridae
Gene: TECPR2
Product: tectonin beta-propeller repeat containing 2
Molecular function (GO): protein binding
Source: RefSeq, a predicted model, not a curated record